UAGGUCAGGUCUACCCGAGUUCCACACACACCGCGCUCUCUUGCGUGUGCCAUCCCGUCGAGGAGAACCACACGAAGGCGGAGGCGCAACCCCUUCGCGAAAGAGAGGACCGUCGCGGAUUCCCAGUUUUUCGCGAGUGAGUUCUCCCGUAAGCGCUCCAGAUUUUUCAAAAAGAAAAAAAAAGAAGAAAGAAUUCGCGCGUCGCGUUUGCCAGCUACACGGUCUUGACAGCGAGAGAUCGGUGCCGAGGUGUGUGAAAGUGCCGGUGAUAGUGCGCGUCGUCGAAUGACGCUUCGAGAAGGGUAACGCGAGAGAAAUACUCCGAUCGGUGGUGAAUAAUCGCUAGUGUUGACGCGCGUGUGUUAAGCCUUAAGCCAGAAUCGAUUUGCUCUCGACCCGUUCUCGAGGAAGGUGGAGGAAGUAAAAGAAAAGUGAGAAACGACUUUCCGAGGAGGAGAUUCCGAUCGGCGAUUCGCUCGGUGGCGGCGGCGGCGAGAAUUGGCAUUGUUGACAAACAACGAGCGCGACGGCGACACGGACCAGAGAAAUGUCGGCCGAUCGGUGGGAAUCGAUUGCAAUUCCCUUUUUCCGAUGUCCUGAUAAUCGAUAAGCGUCGUCGACGCGUAGGUGGCCGCGUAGGGACCGCCUAGGUAGCGAGAGAGCCGGGGCAGCGAUCGGCCUUACCGACGUAAUUUCUCGCCCUCGUCCUCCGUGCAACCCUCGGCGCGAUAUUAGAUCGAGCUAGAUAAAUGUUGAGGGUAAACGGCGCCCUGCGUCGCCCGCUAGCGCGAGGCCAGGAAGAACGGGCCCUAAGUGCAACCGGGGCCGGCGCGAUGCCGGUCUCCCUGAGGAACCACAGGAUCACGUAAAAGGCGGCCGCCGGUUUAUAGAGCCCUUCGUACCGCGCACACACGGUCGCGCAACGGCGAAGGGAUCGCGACGGAAAAGGGUGUUCUCCGGGUGAUCCAGGGUGGUGAACCUACCUACGUCUCCACCUCGAAGAACAACGCUGUCGUCGUGGAGUUUGUCUGGUCGCGUCCGAUGCAUCAAAAGCCCGAAGGAUGGAGGCCAGCGAGUGGGAUCACGCGACCUUGAGGGAGGAAGAAUUCGAGCAGCAUGCCGUAUAUUUGGUACCGGAUGUGUCGGCAUCGCCAGGCGAUACCAAUCGAGCGGAGGCGUCCUUGCCACGGAACCUGGUCCUCAAACCCUCUCAGGCCCUCAACGAUGUAUGUUCUUUCGCAGAAGAAACUUAUUCCGAAAUUACCUCGGUGUUGGGUGUGUGGAGCACCGGUUACAUCCCCAAAGGGACACGUUUCGGCCCUCUGGUCGGCCAGGUGUACACGAAGGAUUCGGUACCGGCAGACGCGAACCGGAAGUACUUCUGGCGGGUAUACAAGAACAACGAGCUGUUCUAUUACAUCGACGGUUAUGACGUCCAGAAAUCGAAUUGGAUGCGUUACGUGAAUCCCGCCUACUCGUCCGAAUCGCAAAACCUAAUAGCAUGCCAGUAUAAGAUGAACAUUUAUUUUUACACGAUCAAGCCGAUAUUACCGCAUCAAGAAUUGUUGGUUUGGUACUGCAGGGAAUUCGCGGAAAGGCUCAAUUAUCCGCUCACCGGUGAGCUGAUGCUUCAGAGAAUACGACAACAAGUACAACAAUCAACGCUACCCACGGAAAUUUCACCCGCCGUCGACGUGAUAUCGCCACUAAAAGACUCUUCGAUCUACGAGAGGCGUCAGAUGACGCCAACGGAUGGUUCCGUGAGGUCAGACGAGGGUUAUCACUCAAACGGCUAUCACGACGAAAUCCUGACACCACCCGAGGAAAGCAGUGAGUCUGACAGUGAAAAUAACUACGUGCUGGAUUUUAGUAAGAAUGCCAAAUCGUCAGUGUGCAACGAUGAGAUUCUGAAGCAAGACAACACUGCAGCGAAGAACGAGUACAGAAAAGUCAAGAUCAAGAUCUCCAAGACCUACGGUAACUUCCAGGCGACGAAAGGUAUAGCUGACGGCCCGACGAAGGACAAAGACCAGGAGAUGUCCAGCCGGGCGGUCACCCCGGAACUCCAGAAGCCGGUAUCACCUAUCAUCCUGCAGAAGAGCACGGUGCUGUCGACCGUGCCUGAGGAUGAGAUAUCUGAGAAGAACAUGAAACCCUUCUACGAGCCGGAGGUCAAGGGUGGUAAUCUGCCGAUGUCCGGCAGACCCACCUACCUAGCCAAUCCCAGCAGUUCUAUCCUGGAAAACAUUUUGCUGCGUAACAGCACGGACAACAAUAACAAUAACCACAGCCAUCAUCAUCACAAUGGCGGCUCGCAGCAGCACCAUCAGCAUCAUCAGUUGCAUCAUCAAACUCACGUAGACUCAGUGACGCCGCCACCCUCCAGCCCCACCGAGAUGGCGUAUUCUUACAAGAAGUCCCAUCGUUACGGAAACAUUCUACCCUGCAGCCCGGACUCCAGCUCAAACUUGCCCAUACAAACAGACUCGUGCGUGAACUCGACCAGCGGCAACGGCGGCGUGCUAUCCAGCAUGCAGAGCCCCACUGGCAAUCUGCACUCCAGCACGGGAGGAGGACUGCAUUCGAGCACCGGCGGAAGCAACGGCAGCCUGCCGCCGCAUCCCGGAAGUUUGCACUCGUCCAGCAACGCCGGCGGUAGCAUACAUUCCAGCACGAGCGUGCUCUCGUCCAGCACGAUGCUGACGUCCAGCAGCAGCCCGCAUUCGGCGUCCACGACGAACAGUUGCCCGCCCAAGCGGAAGACCAAAUCGCCGUCGCCGUCGUCAAGUCAGAACGGCGUACCCACCCCGACGACGAUUCUUUACUCCGGCAGCUCGGGGGCCGCCGGCUGUCAGAUCGAGUCCGCCAGUCCGGUUUACCCCAACUCUGCCGGCAGUAGUAGUAGCAGCAGCAGCAAUCAGAGCGUCUCGCCGAUUUCGCCGAUCCAGUCGCCCUCGUCCUACAGUCCGUACGGUAGUCUGUACGGUCAUCAAAAUGGCUCGCUGCAUCACAACAUGGGCGCGUCAUUGUCUAUCAAUUGCAGCGCCUAUUCGCCCACGCCAAGUGGCAACGUCGUCUACGAGAGGACCACGGACGGCAGGCGACUGGAGGCCACCAGCAGCGGUGGCCAUCAGCUACCCACCUCGUCGACGAUGCAAAUCGACAGUAACCAAGCGUUGAUUACUGGCACGCACAAUCUUCAUCUCGGCCACCAUCCAGGUCUCACCAUUCAUCCCAACUCCUCGUCAUCUCUCAACAGAUACUCGCCGGCGAGCUCUUUGUCGCCGGACGAUCACGGUUGCUCCCAGAGCGGCGCCCUCAGCCCCAACUCUCAAGGCUCGAGGGGCUAUAGGUCGCUGCCUUAUCCGCUCAAAAAGAAGGACGGCAAGAUGCAUUACGAGUGCAACGUCUGCUGUAAAACCUUCGGUCAGCUCUCGAAUCUCAAGGUACACCUGAGGACGCACUCCGGCGAGAGACCCUUCAAGUGCAAUGUUUGCACCAAAAGCUUCACACAACUCGCGCACCUCCAGAAACAUCAUCUCGUGCAUACUGGUGAAAAGCCGCACCAAUGCGAGAUAUGCAAGAAGAGGUUCAGUUCGACUUCGAAUCUGAAGACCCACCUUAGACUGCACUCCGGUCAAAAGCCGUACGCCUGCGACCUUUGCCCCGCCAAGUUCACCCAAUUCGUUCAUUUGAAACUGCACAAGAGAUUGCACACAAACGAACGACCCUACACUUGCCAGGGUUGCGACAAAAAAUACAUUAGCGCGAGCGGCCUCAGAACCCAUUGGAAGACAACGAGCUGCAGACCAAAUAACAUCGAGGACGAGCUUGCACUUGCCGCGGCCGUGGGUUCGCCAACGUAUUACGAGUACGGUCCUGACAUGAAUGUUGGAAAUAUGCCCAAGGAAUGCGAGUUGGAGCACAUCGAUAAUUACGACAGGCAUGGAUCGACGCAUGGCCCGCACUCGACGUCACUCCACAACCUGGAAAAUUCCGUGGGCCGACCGAGCGUCAUAGAAACAUCCCAGCCACACAUUAUCGAGUGUACAUAAGUACAUCACAUAAUGCUACAUAAUUACAUAAGUCGCAUGAUGGGGUAUGAGCCCCCUUCCGCUCGGGCGCAAAAUGCAAUCGUGGAAACGUAAGAGAGUCGCUCGCAACUGACCAGAAAAGAGACCGGAGAUAGGAGCUUUCCCUCUCUGAAAUGGCAGUAAAGAACAGAGCAUAUAAUGUCGCGCGCGAAAUCUUCGCAAGUUUUCCUUCUUAAUUUCGAUGAAAUUAUGGUAGAUUUUUGAAACGAUAAAAAAAUUUUGAUAAGUUUCUAUUAAUGUUCUAAAUUUUGAGAAUUUAAACUCUAUUUGUUGUCUCCAUUCUGGAGACGAAAAAUGAUUUUUACUAUAAUAAAAUAAUAUAUUUAAAAAAUGUUCUUUGUUACUCUCAUCAUCUUUCAUUUUUAUAA
Messenger RNA from Temnothorax curvispinosus, 4462 nucleotides. It is a transcript of the gene Blimp-1, whose product is annotated as PR domain zinc finger protein 1. Lineage: Eukaryota; Metazoa; Arthropoda; Insecta; Hymenoptera; Formicidae. Gene Ontology annotation, cellular component: nucleus; cytoplasm. Gene Ontology annotation, molecular function: histone deacetylase binding; DNA-binding transcription repressor activity, RNA polymerase II-specific; RNA polymerase II cis-regulatory region sequence-specific DNA binding. The record is from RefSeq and is a predicted model, not a curated record. Gene Ontology annotation, biological process: cell fate commitment; regulation of transcription by RNA polymerase II. Bases 1062 to 4055 code for a protein of 997 amino acids. The transcript has 8 exons.